AUGAAUGAUGGAGAUGGGGAUGAUAUGAGAAUGGAGAAUGGUCAAAGUGCAGUGGGUUACGUACCGGAGGGAGGGGCACGACCAGCGGAAGAGUUGGAUCAGGAAGAAGUGGAAAAGACUGAUAUGGCCGGAGUGGAGGAUGUGGGCAAGAUCGCAAAGUUGAUGACUGGUAAUAAACUCAAGGAAAUAUUAUCCGAAAUUGAAAAAUACACUGCCAACCCUACCGACAUGUCCUCCACCACCUCCAUUCCCCUUUCCGAAAACCCCGAAUACGUACUAGUCGUUAAAGCCAACAACAUGUCAGUCGAAGUGGACAACGAAAUCUUACUCGUACAUAAGUUCAUUCGUGAUCAUUACGCGCCUCGUUUCCCUGAACUCGAACAACUCAUAGCCGAUCCAUGGACAUACAUCGCAGCUGUCAAAGCUAUCGCCAAUGCUGAAGAUUUGACAAAAUGUAUACUUCCUUCAACAUUACCACCAGCGACUAUCCUCUCUAUCACCCUCACUGCUACUUCCACAAGAGGACGAUUACUCACUCCUGGGGAAUGGAAGAUGGUUCAACGUGCAGUAGACGUAGCUUCGGAUUUACGUAUAGCCAGAGAGACGAUUUUCGCUUACGUCGAAUCACGUAUGGCGGCUGUAGCACCAAACUUAUCCGCCAUAGUGGGGACCGGAAUCGCUGCGAAACUUCUAGGGCUAGCAGGUGGUUUACAAGCUUUCAGUAGGACACCAAGUUGUAACGUCAUGCUAUUUGGAGCGUUGAAGAAAACUUUGGCUACUACACAUAUGUCAGCGGCUUCACAACAAAGACAUACGGGAUUUAUCUUUCAAUCUCAGUUGGUUCAAACUGCUCAGCCGGAGGAUAGGAGAAGAGCACAAAGAGCCGUAGCGGCUAAAUGUGUUUUAGCAGCUAGGAUAGAUGCUGGGAAAGGAGCUAGAGAUGGGAGUUAUGGAAGGAAAUGUUUAUUAGAUUUACAAAAGAGGAUUGAAAAGAUGGCGGAACCACCUCCUAACAAAUUGACAAAGGCAUUACCGAUACCGAAGGAGACGAAUAGGAAAAAGAGAGGUGGUAAACGCGCUCGUAAACAAAAAGAAGCAUACGCCCAAACUGAACUUCGUAAACUUCAAAAUCGUAUGGAAUUCGGUAAACCUGAAGAAGAAACAGGUGUAGAUGAUGAAACUAUCGGAUUGGGUAUGAUCGGUUCUGCUUCUGGUCGUGUCCGUGCGGAAGUGGUCGAUUCACGUUCGAAAGCUAAAUUAUCACGCGCAAACAAACUUCGUACACAAGUUCUGGGUCGAAGUGCUCUAUCGAGCGAUUCGAAAAGUGGGACAGCGACAAGUCUCAGUUUCACACCGGUUCAAGGGUUGGAAAUCGUUACUCCGAGUUUGACAGCUGCUAGUAAGGUGAAAGAAGCAAAUGAUAGGUGGUUUGCAGGAGGAACGUUUACACAUGUUAAGAAAGGGGGAAGUAGUAUUCCGGGACAGGAUUCGAUGAAGUGA
This is a messenger RNA of Tremella mesenterica DSM 1558, 1500 nucleotides long. RefSeq lists its product as uncharacterized. The record is from RefSeq and is a predicted model, not a curated record. The coding region runs from base 1 to 1500 and encodes 499 amino acids. Gene Ontology annotation, cellular component: U4 snRNP; precatalytic spliceosome; U4/U6 x U5 tri-snRNP complex. Gene Ontology annotation, biological process: mRNA splicing, via spliceosome; spliceosomal tri-snRNP complex assembly. Lineage: Eukaryota; Fungi; Basidiomycota; Tremellomycetes; Tremellales; Tremellaceae. The transcript is spliced from 3 exons.